Paramecium pentaurelia is the source of this 3083-nucleotide messenger RNA. Lineage: Eukaryota; Ciliophora; Oligohymenophorea; Peniculida; Parameciidae. The record is from the annotation of a GenBank genome assembly.
AUGUCAUAUAUUAGUUUUAAGGUGAUAACAGAGACGAGAUAUUCACAAAUAGUUCGUAUUUGUGGUAAUCAUCCAAUUCUUGGUCAAUGGAAUCCUCAUGAUUCAUAUCCAUUAUACACUUCUAGCGAAACCUAUCCAGAAUGGAGCCACGAAAGCAAAAUUCAAAUUGAUCCAAGUUAAUAAUCGUUUUAAGCAUUUAGGUUUUAGAUUAGAAUUCAAGUGUCUAAUUCAAGAUGGAGAUAAUUAUAUUUGGGAGAGUAUCCCAAAUCGAAUCCACAAGUGUGAUUUUAGGCGCAAUUUCCUCUAUAUAACAUUCAAUAAACCCUCAAUGAAUAUUAGAACAUUUUAAAAGUAUGAAAUCUCGAAUGAAUUUGUAUAAGAAGAGCUAAGUAUAUAUUUGUAUAAAAUGCUUUUUAGUGAAAGUUUAAAGACUUAAUCGAUCAAGAGAUUACGAUCCCUUUGAUAAUGCUUUAGAUUCAGUAUGAUAAUCUUUAAAUAUUAAGUCUGAUAACGAAAGCAUUCCAGAAUUAGCAAUAGAUGAAAGAGGAUCUGCAAAAGUCUCAAUUCGUUAAUUAGAAACGGAUUGGAGAGAAAUAAUAAAGGUAUAAUAAUAACUUAAUCCAUUUUAGAGUCAUUAUGAAUGUAAACAAAAAUUAAAGUCAAUAUCUAAAUUUAAAAAAAUUUCAGAAUAAUAUGGAUCUUCUGAUUUGAUUUUUGAUUAUAAAAGAAAGCGCUCAUCUUCUACUCAAAUUUUCACAGAUUCUUAUGUGAUUUGUUUGUCAUUAAAGAUACCUUUAAAAAUAACUUUAAUUGAUCAAUUUUAUAAAGUGACAAAUAAGAAGGGUAUGUUGAUUAUAAUUAUAUCUAGAUAUUAUAAACAAAUAUAAGUUUGAAUUAACUUCAGAUCCUUAUUAUAUCAAUAUGUACAAUCUCUUUAGUAACAGAUUAAGUUUGAAGGCAAUUUGGAUAGGAUGGAUUGGAAUAUAAGUUGCAGAUGAAAAUGAAUAUAUUCUAAUCUAAUAAUAUGUAUAUGAAUAAUACAAAUGCUUUGGAAUUUAGUUAGAUGAUACUAUUUUAGGCUGUUUUUCAUAAUUAAUAAGUCCAGUUUUCAAUAAUUUAACUCCAUAAUUAAGAUUACAUUCAGAAGAUGAUUAUAUGGAAAUCAAUAAAAUCUUUUCAAAAUAUGUUUAAGAAGCAUUAUAAUGUACACUAUUUCAAAAUUAAUUUAAUCAUUUGCAUUCAAUUUUCAUUUUUGACUAUCAUCUCUAUUUGAUUCCAAUUUAUAUAAAGGAAGGUUUAAUUAGAAAGAAUGAAAAUAGACCUAGAAUAUGUACUAUAAUGAGAAGAUCAUUUCCAAAUCCAAAAUAAUUUCGAAUUUUAUCAUGUAGUGAAACUAUAUUAUCAUCUAUAUUAAUGAGUGAUUUGAUCUCAUUAAUAUAAUUAAAAGAUUUGUAUUAAUUUAUGCAUUGUUUGCCUUAAAAAUAUCAAAAAUUAACAUAAGUUUCUGGUAUGAGUGCAUUUACAAUAGAAGUAUUAGGUAGAAAAAUCAUUUUGGAUUAUGGAAGUGUUGGUUUGAAUAUAAAAUAAUUAUAAAACUUAAUAACAAUAGAUGAGAUAAAUUAAGAAUAACAAUUUAUAUUACUUGGAGUUGAUAGUUUAUCACUUUUAAGUGGUUUAUAAUAGAAAUUUAAAAUAAUUGAAUAGAUGUAUCUAAUAAAGUAAUAUAAAAUUUAAUUAAUAUAAAUUUUAUAUACUAAUAAUGAUGAAGAUUAUUAAAGUAAUUGUUAGAUAUCCAAAUAUUUAGAUGAAAUAAUGAAUCUAGCAAAAUAAAUUAAUCAAAAUUGUUAAUAUGAAUUAAUUUAAAUUAGACUUGAUCUUUCUUAAAGUGAAUUAGUAAGUCUAUAUGGAAAGGCUGAUGUUUUUUUAAAGACAUCAUUAAGAGAAAGCAUUUGUUCAAAUUAUUUAGAAUAUAUUUAUGUUAGAUAAUAUAGGAAGAGGGCUGCAAAAUUAGUUUUAAGUUAAUGGUGUUCUUUAAAAGUUGAUCAUAGAAAAAUAAAUCCUAAUAAUGCUUCUGAAUCAGCUAACACAAUCUUGAAUUAUUUGAUUGAUUAAAAACCAACAUUUAUUAAUGUUCCAAGUAGUGAUGAUUGGUUACAUAGGUUGAAUGAUCAUUUAAGUUAUUGUGAAGAUUUCUGGUUUGAUAAAUAAUUGUAUGAUUCAGCCAAAGAAUUAACUAUAGGAUUAAAGGAUAAACAUUUUUGUUCAAUUGAAACAACUAAUAUUGUUUCUAAAUUUGCUAAUCAUAAUUAUCUUGAUAAUUAGAGAAUUAUAAUCCUUGCUUAUACACAUAGAUUUUUACAGAAAAUUCAGAAACUAGAUUAAUUAGUUCAAGCAUUUGAAAGAUUAGCAUAAGAUGAAAAUAAUACUCUUAUUAUUGUUUCUGAUUAAGAUUGUGAAAUUAUGGAAUUAAACUUUGGUUCUAUUAAUAAUUUGUAUAUGAUUGCUUAAGAUGGACUUUUUAUAAAAUAAAAUAAUCAAACUACUUUUUAAUAAAUUGUAGAGAGAGAUGAUUAGAUUUAAGCAAAAUUAUAGUAAUUAUCACUUUUGGAACAUUUAAACUUAACAGAAAAAAAUUAAAUUUAUACUUUAUCUCUUAAAGAAUAGAUUAAAGAUACAAAUGCUGCUGCAAAUGUUUUCCUUUCUAAUUUAAUUAAAGAACUUAGAUUAGAAUUUGAUGAUUAUUUGAUUUUUUAAGAGAAUUAUGCAAUUAAGAUCAAACAUUAAUAUUAAUAAAUAGAAGAAUUACUAAAAAUGAUCAUUAUAAAUGAAACAAAUCAAAAAGGUUUGGUUUCAUUUGCUAAUAUCAUAUCAUUUGAUAGAGGAUGGUUAGAAAAAAUUAUGUAAAUAUUUUAAUUUGCAAAUAUGCCUUUAAACAAAGUAAAUUUUAUUUUAAACAUAGAAAUUUCAUUGUGUCUCUAUUUCUGAUUAAAUUGAAAAGAAUAGCAACUUAGUUAUAGAAUCUACUUAAGAUAUAAUCAAAUUGCUAAAUAGAUAUGUUAUGGAAAGUUAAGAUCAAAAAAUGA